GCGGGCGGGGUUUGCGUCUGAGCUCGCGCUCAGCGGCAGGCGCUGUAGUAAGGAGCGGGCUCGUUUGCCGGAGGGUUCGGACGGUGGCAGUGGCAGGGCAGCGAUGGGGAGCGGCGGCGUGAUCCACUGUAGGUGUGCCAAGUGUUUCUGUUACCCUACCAAGCAAAGAAUAAAGAGGAGACCCCGAAACCUGUCAAUCUUGAGUCUACCAGAAGAUGUGCUCUUUCACAUCCUAAAGUGGCUUUCUGUUGGAGACAUCCUUGCUGUCCGAGCUGUGCACUCCCACCUGAAGUACCUGGUGGAUAACCAUGCCAGUGUGUGGGCAUGUGCCAGCUUCCAGGAGCUAUGGCCUUCUCCAAAGAACCUGAAGCUCUUUGAAAGGGCUGCUGAAAAGGGAAAUUUUGAAGCUGCUGUGAAGCUAGGCAUAGCCUACCUCUACAAUGAAGGGCUGUCUGUGUCUGAUGAGGCCCGAGCAGAAGUGAAUGGCCUGAAAGCCUCUCACUUCUUCAGUCUGGCUGAGCGACUGAAUGUGAGUGCCUCACCUUUUAUCUGGCUUUUCAUCCGCCCACCUUGGUCUGUGUCUGGAAGCUGUUGCAAGGCUGUGGUCCAUGAGAGUCUCAGGGCAGAGUGUCAGCUACAAAGAACUCAUAAAGCAUCCAUACUGUACUGCUUAGGAAGAGUACUGAAUCUUUUCGAGGAUGAAGAGAAAAGGAAGCAGGCCCGUGACCUAUUUGAAGAGUCGGCUCAUCAGGGAUGCUUGGCCAGCUCGUACCUCCUUUGGGAAAGUGACAGGAAGACAGAUAUGUCAGACCCUGGACGAUGCCUCCAUAGCUUCCGGAAACUCAGGGACUACGCUGCCAAAGGCUGCUGGGAAGCACAGCUGGCUUUAGCCAAAGCCUGUGCAAAUGGAAACCAGCUUGGACUAGAAGCAAAAGCCUGCAAUGAGGUAGUCUGCCAGUUGUUCCAGGCCUCCCAAGCUGUCAGUAAGCAGCAGGUCUUCUCAGUGCAGAAGGGACUGAAUGACACAAUGAGGUACAUUCUGAUUGAUUGGCUGGUAGAAGUUGCCACCAUGAAGGACUUCACGAGCCUGUGCCUUCACCUGACAGUGGAGUGUGUGGACCGGUACCUGAGGAGGAGGGUGGUACCCCGUUUUAAGCUCCAGCUGCUGGGCAUUGGCUGCAUGGUCAUCUGCACCCGGUUCAUCAGUAAAGAGAUCCUGACGAUUCGAGAGGCUGUGUGGCUCACAGACAACACAUACAAGUACGAGGAUCUGGUGAGAAUGAUGGGAGAGAUCGUCUCCGCCCUGGAAGGGAAGAUUCGAGUCCCUACCGUGGUCGAUUACAAAGAGGUCCUGCUGACGCUGGUCCCUGUGGCACCUAGAACUCAACACCUGUGCAGCUUCCUCUGUGAGCUCUCGCUGCUGCACACCAGUCUGUCUGCCUACGCCCCAGCCCACCUGGCCUCUGCAGCCCUGCUUCUGGCCAGAGUGAUGCAUGGGCAGACACAGCCCUGGACCACUCAACUAUGGGACCUCACUGGCUUCUCCUGUGAAGACCUCAUGCCUUGCGUCUUGAAACUACAUAAAAAAUGCUUCCAUGACGAUGCCCCCAAGGACUACCGGCAAGUCUCUCUGACCGCUGUGAAGCAACGAUUUGAGGACAAGAAAUAUGAAGAAAUCAACCAAGAAGAGGUGCUGAGCUACAGUCAAUUGUGUGCAGCAUUGGGGGUGAAAGAAAGUCCAGAGCCCACAUCUUUCCCCAGUUCAGGGGAGAUCUGCCCCUUCCUCAACUCCCCCUCUGGGAGAACAAAGCGGAAGCGGGAGAACAGCCUUCAGGAGGACCGAGGCAGCUUUGUCACCACACCUACUGCUGAGCUGUCCAGCCAGGAAGAGACACUGCUGGGGAGCUUCCUGGACUGGAGCCUGGACUGCUGCUCUGGUUAUGAGGGCGACCAGGAGAGUGAGGGUGAGAAGGAAGGUGAUGUGACAGCUCCCAGUGGUGUCCUUGAUGUCACUGUGGUCCACCUAAACCCAGAACACCACUGCUGCCAAGAAUCAAGUGAUGAGGAAGCCUGCCCAGAGGACGAGGGACACCAGACGCCAGGCACUCAGACACCUCCAACUCCAGGGCCCAGGCCUCUUCUCUGCUGGAGGAAGCCCGGCAAGGACAUCACAACCUCAGGGUACUCCUCUGUCAGUAGCACAAGUCUCACAAACUCUGUGGAUGGAGGCUCAGGGGACCCUCAUCAGUCUACCUCAGUGCUGUCCCUGGGCAGCGACUCAAACACACCUCCCUGCCACCAUCAAGCCAAGAAGUCAUGUUUACAGUGUCGUCCCCCAAACUCCCUAGAGAGUACUCUUCCCCAGCGACAAGUGAAACGGCAAAAUCUAUCCACUCAUAGUGAUGAGGACAUGAACUUGGGCUUCCUAAAGCUGUGAGUGUGUUAGUAUGUGUGCUGCAGUGAUUGUUUACUGAGGAAGGCUGCUCCUCUGCUAGGAGGGUUGGGGGUACUACAGGUAAAGACUGUAGAUCUGGGGGCAGUUCCACAGAGCAGAGGGGUAACUUGUGGGUAUCGAGUCUCUCUCUAGGAGAUUCCUGGGCUGGCCCUCAGAAUGUCAAAUCAGUGUGAAAAGCUCAACUCCUCUUUGGAAAAUUUAGCCUCAAAGCAGUCAUAGCAUGCCAUGUGAAGCCCACCUCUGUACCUCCUGUGUCCCACUGUCUGGAAGAUUAAAACUGUAUUUGUCUUGGUCUUCUCAGUCCCACUGAGCCCCAUGCCAGGAGCUGACAGCUUUCACACACAACACGUGGCCUGUGUAGCCUGGCACAGCUUGAGUCCCUGUCUGGUAUCUUGUAUGGUUUUGGCCUCCGUGGGUACUCACUGCUGUUCCCCUCACCCAUCUCGGCCUGCAGCAGAUAUCCACUCCCUUUUGGGCAGUGGGUCUCAUGUGAGGGAACCUGUGUUCCUACAUAUCUGUGGACCGUGCCCUGAACACUAGGUAUGGGGACUAUACUUCCUUCCUCUGGCACUCUCUGGAGUGUUUGUCUGUGUCCCUGUGGUGUCCAUGUGAACAAUUCUGUUUGCACUAAAUUUCUGGGCCAUUUUUUCCCUUUAUUUCUAGACUUAUUUCUUCCAAGAUGAAAACAAAGUUAACAUUUAAAAUAGAGGGUAGG
Heterocephalus glaber (naked mole-rat) is the source of this 3170-nucleotide messenger RNA. RefSeq names its product cyclin F (gene Ccnf). Gene Ontology annotation, molecular function: protein binding. NCBI's taxonomy places the organism in Eukaryota, Metazoa, Chordata, Mammalia, Rodentia, Bathyergidae. The record is from RefSeq and is a predicted model, not a curated record.